GGGGCGCCCCAGGGUCCUCCAAAGGAGGAGAAAACACCGUCUCAAGUUUGCGCAGAGCUCCCUCGUCCCCAUUGCGACCUGUACCCCGAAGCUCCUGAAGUCACCCCAUCUUUCAAGCACCCCUGCGACCCCCGCCCCCUUCAGGACCCCCCGCCACCCGCAGCUCCCCUGCUCCCCGAAAAUCUCUGACUCCUCGACGGCCCCCGGCCCGCCCGCGCCAUGGCCCGCUCCUACAGCGACCGGGUGCUGGCCGCGCUGAUCCUGCUGGGCGUCCCGGCGGCCGUCCUGGCGGCGCUGGGCGCGCAGCUGCUGUUCCAGCUGCAGGCGGGCCGCGCGGAGCUGCGGGGGACGCGAGCUGACGGGCUGGGUCCGGAGCUGGGCGCGGGCCCGGGGCUGCCCGAGGACGCGGCCGGGGCGCUGCUGCCGCUGGCCGCCGCGCUCGCCGCGCUGGCCCUGGUGCUGAGCCUCACCUGCCUGCUGCUCGCCGCGCUCUGCGGCCACCUGGGCGCCGAGCUGGCCAGGGGGCCCGGCCCCGGCAGGUCUGACUGGUUUUUCUAUGACUGCCGCCUCCUCAGACAUGUGGCCGUGGGCCUCUUCUGCUGUGGGGUCUCCGUCUACUUAGCAGGACUGUCCAUCUAUGCUCUGCUGCUCUUCGAGAUCGAGGCGGGAGCAGCAGCCGCCUCCAUCCUUGGCUUGGGCGCCCUGGCCCUGGUGGCCGUACUGACCCACGCGCUGCUCCGGGCUGCCCAAGCCACCCGCCGGGGUCUCCGUGAGCUCUCUCCACCGCACUUCGAAGAUGACCCUGCCCGCUCCACUGAAGUCUCCAAGGCCAGCCCCAGGGCUCCGCCCCAGCAGGAUGAGGAAACCGAGGCCCAGAGAGGGGCAGUGACUCACCACGGGUCCCCCGGCCAGUACUGAGCAUCAGAGCCAGGUCCUGUAACCCCCAUGCUGCUGACAGUGCAAGUCUCUGCGACUCCUUCCAGUCUGUGAGCAUUUGAAACCUGUGUGUGCAGAGCUCAGAGAAGCCCAGGGCCACACGGCCCUGAAGGGCUGCACCCAGACUCCUGGCUGUGGGUCCGUGGUGAGGCUCACCACUCCGUGUCUCAGUUUCCUUGUCUGUAACGUGGGGACAAAUCGAUCCCUCUGCCUAGGGCUCCCGUGAGACUCCGUGUAAGCCAUUCCGGGGGCCUGUGCACAGUAGGUUGUCAAUGUGUGGCAGCCGGUGCUGCUGUCAGUCGGGCGCCUGGUGGCUGAGAAAGAUGGGUUGAUGGCCAGUUUCUGGGGCUCAUGGAACUGGCAGGGCUUGGAGUGGAUAACUCAGAGUCCCAGGGGUCUCCAGAGGCCCUGGCCCCACUCCCAUCCUGCAAAUAAACUCUGGCCCGCACUAUCUCCACGUCACUUGAGCCACACCUGAAUGUGCUUGUGGCCAAGCCCGGGCUUGGGGUAAGGAGUGGGGUGGCAGGAGUGAGGGUAGGGAGGGCAGGAAUGGGAGACGGGGUUUGCCCUGGGAACUGUCUCCCACAAAUCUUCAAACAUACAAAUUUCACCAGGAGUGGGGGUGGUCUGACCCCCCACCCCUACCCAAAUGUGCAGAUGUCCCAGGAAUUUUCCAGCCUGUCCCUUCCUGAGCCAUGUGAGGACUCCCGGGCCCAAGGAGCAGAGGAGGCUCAGCCACAGCAAAGGAAACCCCCACAGGACUCUUCCCAAUGGGCAGAGAAGGGGCAGCACCCAGCAGGACGGCUGAUCCCCAAGCCUGGCCCUGGGUAGGGACCCAGCUGACCACAGACCUGGGUGUCCCACCAGCCUUGGCCCUCUCCUCCCUGGUCCCUGGGAAGCUGCACAGACUUCCUCCGCACCGUGGCGUGGCGUCAGGAGACCGUGUACGUGAGCAUGCCCAGUGAGCGUGGGCUCUUGGGGAGCAUGAUGGAUAUCAACAAAGAGGAUAAAAUGAGAAUAAAUGUUAUGG
Myotis myotis is the source of this 1966-nucleotide messenger RNA. RefSeq names its product transmembrane protein 221 (gene TMEM221). The record is from RefSeq and is a predicted model, not a curated record. Bases 220 to 918 code for a protein of 232 amino acids. NCBI's taxonomy places the organism in Eukaryota, Metazoa, Chordata, Mammalia, Chiroptera, Vespertilionidae. The transcript has 4 exons.